This is a messenger RNA of Plenodomus lingam JN3, 417 nucleotides long. RefSeq lists its product as uncharacterized. The record is from RefSeq and is a predicted model, not a curated record. Gene Ontology annotation, cellular component: nucleus; cytoplasm. Lineage: Eukaryota; Fungi; Ascomycota; Dothideomycetes; Pleosporales; Leptosphaeriaceae. Gene Ontology annotation, molecular function: protein tyrosine phosphatase activity.
AUGACUACCCCCCCCAACCCCACCACCACCGCACCCACAAUCUCACCCACCUCCCUCCUCCCCCUCCUCCCCACCCCCUCCCUCCUCCUCAUCGACGUCCGCCGCACCGACUACGAAGGCGGCGCCAUCCACGGCAGCCUAAACCUACCCGCGCAAUCCUUCUACGCGAACAGAAGCGUGCUGUACGACUUGUGCAAGCGCGCAGGCGUCAGACGCGUAGUUUUUUACUGUGGAUCAUCCAACGGCCGAGGACCGCGCUGUGCAGCCUGGUUUGCAGAGUACAUCGACGAGCGGCAGGAUGGCGAAAUGGUGGCGUUGACGCUCGAGGGUGGGAUCAAGGGGUGGGUGAAGGCAGGGGAGGCUUAUACGCAAUGUGUGGAUGGGUAUGAGGCUGGGCAUUGGAAACAGUUUGAUUAG